AAAAAAUUUGCGUCCGUAGAAGGCUUAUUGGCAAUGCAUUUAUUAAGACCCCCAAGACUCGGAGUUCAUUUGUUUAUCUUCCGGUGAGAGAGAGAUAUUGAGGGAAAGAGAAGCUUUGUGGAGGGAACGAUGAUUCCAGACCAAUGGACGUCUCCUUGCGGAAAUCAGUGCACCAAGAAAUACGCAGCUAUGCAGAUUGCAUGGAGAGUAUUUUGCAAAAAAGGGUGCUAUGCCGAUGGAGAGACAUGGGAGGAAUGCUUGGAGGAGUGCAAUGAGAUAUGCUAUAAAGACCCUGUAUUCAAGGACCAGCAGUGGAGUGCUUACAUUGAUCGUUCUCCUGGAUCUCCCUCUCACUCCAAGGAAUGCUUUAAUGCUUGUGUAUCUGGCUGUGGUUUCAAGUUUGAAAUUAGCCCAGAGGAAGUUGCUAAAGUUCGGUCAAAGAGGUUACCUGAGCCUCUCACUGUUCAAGAACCACCACCGUCGACACCAAUGCCAAUGCCAACACCAACUGACGGACCCUGUGCAACAACCGAAGAUGUACCUUGCACAUCUGCUUAGCGAGAGUAUUCAAGGCAACAAGGCUUGUAUAUCAAAAAUCUGCGUAGUGAGAGUAGUUGUCUGCUAAAACAUGCUGCUUAGGAUCAGUUCAGUUGUAGGCCAUUUUUUUGUCGGCAGAAGAUUUUGUUCUUAUGUCCACCUCUUGCGUCUCCCGAGCUUCCUCUGGCCUGAGGUGUGACCUAAUAUCCAGUUUUCUGGAGUUUUGAGACUAUACCUUGGUCAUUUUUCUGGAGCUUCCUCUGGUCAGUUUUCUGGAUUACUGACCCCCAAUUUUUUGCUCCAUAAAAGAUAUGAUGGUGCAAAAGAAUCGGUCUAAAAAUCCUUUACAAGAUACCUAAAACCAUACAGGGACUCUAAUUGUUCUUCAUCGGUGGUAAUGGGAAUUUUUUUAGGAAAUUUUGUAUAUA
Molecule: messenger RNA, 965 nt
Organism: Vitis riparia (riverbank grape)
Lineage: Eukaryota; Viridiplantae; Streptophyta; Magnoliopsida; Vitales; Vitaceae
Exons: 5
Coding region: 130-558 (142 amino acids)
Source: RefSeq, a predicted model, not a curated record